GCAGAUAAAAAGAAGAAACUCUAAUAUAAAUUUAAUCACCAAAAAAAGUGAAAACGUAAAGGACUCUCAAUCGACUUAGUAGACUACACUUUAAAUUAGACUGUAUCAGCAAAAACCUAUUCGCGUGACGAGCUGAAGUAACAGAACUUUUCGUUGGUUUCUUGUUGUUUCUUUCGUGAACUAAAAUAACGAAAAAAAAAACAUUUUCUUUGAUUUUCGAUUGUUGUUCUUUUUGUUUUUGAAAACAUCGUAGAUUAUAGUAACAAACACUAUUCAAAUUAGAAACGUUUCUACUAAGCUGCCCAUGUGUUAACAAAUUUUGCGAGUGAUUUUAAUAAAAAAAAAAUUCUUUGCAAUUUCGAGAUUUGUGGACAUAAAUACGUAAUUUUACAGCUGGUGAAGACUAAAAAAAAAGUGACAUUAGUACCUACCUACCUAUACUCUUCAUAACAAAGAACUCAAUGGGUGUAUUGGAACCAGGAACUACAGUAAUUUUCGUGUUCGAGUGUUAACUUUUGGAUAUUUUCUCGUUUGAAAGGCGAAAAUAAUUUACAAAAAGUCUCCGAUUUGUUUAAGGAGCCCUACAACAUGAGUGAAUUAACUCCCGAGGAGAUGAGAGCCCGUCGUCUGCGACGACUCGGCAUCGCACCUGUGGUACAGUCACCACCGCCACUAAGUGAACCACCGACAAUUGAACCUACCCACUCAAAAGACGAUUUAACAUUUGAUGCUCAAAAGAAUAAAAUAUCAUCGACAACGCAUGGAUCGAUAGAGAUUGAUGAAAAUGAACAUAAGCAAAAGCAAAUCAAAUUCGAUGAGGAUGUAGAUGUUCGACAGAAGACAGACUGCAUAUUUAACAAUAACGAAGAAUCACUAUUAAUCAAAACAUCGAAUUUGGCUGGUACUUCUCGUUUAAUCAAACAGGACGAGAAUGUCCUUAAUCGAAAUGUGGACAAUAUUCCAACAGAGUGCGAGUCUGAAUCCAAUCGAAUGGAAAUCGACGAAAAUUGUUGCGAAACUGUAGCAGCUGUUGAGAGAAUGGAAACCGAAGACACUCAUCAGUCGGCGCAAAAAAGAUCUGAAAAACAAUUCCAACCCGAAGAACCAGCAGUCGAUGAACGAACCUUGUGUUUGUCGCGUAUUUUGGAUGCAUUUUGGGAUGAUUACUGUGUGGGAAAAAUCAUCGUAUCAGAAACGGCAUUUAAUCGCUCUGAAGACGAUGCCAGUGCAUCGAUAAAUUACGAAGAUUUGGCAUCGCAGAUUCUGGUUGAAAUCGCAAUCGAAUAUUUUGAAGGUAAAUUGGUUGACGUGAAGGAUUCACCGGAAAAUGAUAAGUGGAAAUCAGCAAGCUCAUCGAGUGCUGCCGACUGUCCAGUACCAAUGUUGCAGCCAUUUAAUCCAGCAAACGAAGCUGUUUUCAAAUAUUUUAUGGGCGCAUUUACUCGUUGCGAACAACAAUUUGUCAAGUACAGCGAUGCCCAUGCGGCUAAGAAAUUCGAUAGUGUUACACUCCGGGAUAUACUGACAAUGAUUGGCAAUGUUAAGCUACAAAUCAUUCGGUACACAAUAAUGCUCCUGGUAAAUAAAUUACGACCAAUGACCAAGGACUCACCAAAACGUUCAGGGAAAAGUCCUCUACUUCAGCUGCUGCUUCAAAAUGAUAUUCCAUCCGAUUUUCUUCGUUACAUCGUAGACGAGAGUUCCAAAAAUCCAAGCGAUUUCAAUGCAAUUUUCGAUGAAGUGGUCAAUAGCCUGAACCUAUACAUGCAAUCCAACACAGCGACUGAUGGAAAACUCAAUGCAACACCGAUUUUUGCACUGAACGAAUUGCUAAACGUCACCUUAAUCAAUGAGCCAAAUGUUCGACCAGUUUGCAAUUUAAUAGCGAAAAAGAAGAACUUCUAUCCAACACUAACGACAGAAUAUACCGGACGUGAAAUCACCAGAACAAGCUUCUUGGGACCAUUUCUGUCGAUGUCAGUGUUUUCUGAGGAUAAUCCACGAUUGUUGGACGACGAAUCGAAGCCGGAAAUCGAACAUGUCUCGGAUAAUCUACGAUCGCAAUUGGAAGGCAUGCGUGCAACACUGCACACGGUUUUCCAUAAUCUAUUGAAGAACGUGGAAAGUCGUAAUGGGGUGUUGAUGUAUUUCUCAGCGAUUUUGAAGCACAACGAUAAGCGCACUCAAUUUCAUGCUGAUGAUAAAACCCUAGCCCGAGACGGUUUCAUGAUCAAUGUAAUGUGUGUGCUGCAGAAACUUUCGAUUAAAAUCAAACUCGAACGCGUCGAUCCAAUGUAUCCCUUUCAUUGGGAGUCCAUGAUCAAUAUUUCCAAGGACACGAAAUUGCGUUACGAUGAGACUGAGUACAAGGAGUGGACUGAUUCGCUAAGAAACGGUCUUUCUGGUGUAAAAUGGGAACAAGUUAAUUUCCAAACACAUUGCUGGUUCCUCACACUUCAUGGUCAUCACUUAGCUAUACUGCCAGCUAUUCAGCGUUACAACAAACGUCUACGAGCGAUCAAAGAAAUUCGUCGUAUGUUACAGGAACUGAAUAACACCAAAUCACACUGGGAAAAUUCUGUGAAUGCUGGUAGGAAUAAGGAUCUCAUUGAGCGAUGGAAUCAUCAACUGAAGAAACUCAACAAAUCUAAAGUCUGCUGUGAUAUUGGUCUCAUUGACCCGCACGUAAUUCGUCAAUGUUUCCACUUCUACAGUACGGUAUGCGAGUUCAUCUUAUAUCAAAUGGAAGGCCGUAAGCCCGAGGGCCCGUUCAUAACCAGCAUUGCACCGAAUAUAAUUAAACCAACGGAAGCAUUUUCAGCACUGCCCGAAUGGUAUGUGGAGGAUAUUGCCGAUUUCCUACUAUUCGCAAUGCAAUACACUCCGCAAAUUAUCGGUGAAGUUUUCGAUCACUCAAUCAUCACGUGGUUGCUGACGUGUAUUUGCGCCCCACAAUGUAUCAAGAAUCCCUAUGUCACGGCGAAAUUGGUUGAAGUGUUAUUCAUUGUAUCGUUAAACGUUCACUCCAAUACCGCAUUGCAUUCGGCUAUAAUGAACCAUGGACUCGCUCAAACGGUCCUGAUUAGCUCUCUUAUGAAAUUCUACACUGAUAUUGAAACCACCGGACAAAGUACUGAGUUUUAUGAUAAAUUUACAAUAAGAUACCAUAUAAGUCACCUGUUCAAGGGCAUGUGGGAAAGUGCAAUUCACCGUCAGGCCAUGAUUGACGAAUCGAAGACUGGAAAACAAUUUGUCAAAUUCAUCAAUAUGCUCAUGAAUGACACAACCUUCCUACUGGACGAAUGUCUUGUUUAUUUGAAACGAAUCCAUGAGACACAAGCGCUAAUGAUGAAUGAAACGGAAUGGGCCGCAAUCGGGACCGAAAAUCAGCAUCAACGCCAGCGCCAAUUGAGCCAGGACGAAAGACAGUGUCGAUCGUAUCUAACGUUGGCUAAGGAAACGGUGGACAUGUUUCACUAUCUAACCGUUGAUAUUAAGGAACCAUUUUUACGUUCCGAAUUGGUGGAUCGUUUGACAUCGAUGUUGAACUAUAAUCUGCAUCAAUUGUGCGGACCAAAGUGUAAUAAUUUAAAGGUUAGAAGUCCGGCGAUGUAUGGCUGGGAACCCCGAAAACUGCUCGGACAAAUUUUCGAUAUUUAUUUACAUUUGAAUUGUGAUAAAUUUGCUGCAUCGCUGGCGGCCGAUGAACGUUCAUUUGAAGUACAUCUAUUUGCGGAUGCCGCUGAUCGCAUUCAACGAUUACAAAUUCGUUCGGUUGUCGAAGUGGAACAAUUCCGACAUCUAAUGGCACAGGCCCACGAUAUUUAUGUCGCAAAUCAAGAAAAUGAAGACGAGUACGCCGAUGCUCCAGAUGAAUUCCGUGAUCCCCUGAUGGACACGCUAAUGUGUGAUCCAGUUUUGUUGCCGAGUGGAAAAGUGAUGGAUCGUUCAAUUAUCACACGACAUUUGCUUAAUAGCAAUACAGAUCCGUUCAAUCGACAACCAUUAACUGAAGAAAUGUUACUUGCUGAUGUCGAGCUAAAAGAGCGCAUCAUCGCAUGGAAGCGUGAAAAACGAGAUAAGAAGCUGCAGAUGAGUGUGAAUCCCAAUGUGAAGAGUUAAAAAUGUAAUUAAUUGUAGGGCUUAGUGUUGGUUUUUCUUUACUUUCUAAAACACAACAAUCCACCAUGAACUUAAAUAAAACAGAAACUUAAGAAUCGAUUCUCUCGGAAUAAAAAUAUUAGAUAAGGAAACUGACAUUUUUUAUGGAAUACUCAGUAAAAUCAUUGAUAAAUCGCUGUAGUAUCUGUGAAAAUAAAAAAUUUGAAAGCAUCGGAAAAUGUAAAAGAAA
Messenger RNA from Bradysia coprophila, 4351 nucleotides. It is a transcript of the gene Ube4B, whose product is annotated as Ubiquitination factor E4B. Gene Ontology annotation, biological process: ERAD pathway; protein polyubiquitination; ubiquitin-dependent protein catabolic process. Gene Ontology annotation, molecular function: ubiquitin-ubiquitin ligase activity. Lineage: Eukaryota; Metazoa; Arthropoda; Insecta; Diptera; Sciaridae. Gene Ontology annotation, cellular component: cytoplasm; ubiquitin ligase complex; nucleus. The record is from RefSeq and is a predicted model, not a curated record.